AAAUGUCUGCUUAAGGUAAUAGUAAAGUGUCCGCCUCAGUUAAUAAAAUGUCUGCUUAAGGUAAUAGUAAAAGCAUUAGUGUAGCAAUUAAGCGUGGUCAAUUUUAGUUAAUGAUGAUAAUAUUCUUUUUUUAGAAAUAUGUUUGAGUGGAGUAAGAUAAUAGAUCAAAUCGGUUCCAUUAUACCUUUCCUUGCUCAGAAGGAUUCCUCUUCCUCCACAUACGUCGCUCACCUUCUUCCAUCCUCUAAUCUCCUUUCUCUGUUUCUUUGUUUCUCUGUUUCGUGGACUUCACUUUCUGUCUUCAAAUACUGUAACCGGAGAAGAAGAGGAAUUGACAUGGAGUCCAUUCCUCCAGUGUUGAAUCAGCCAACGGUGACGAGGACUAGCUCCGUGUAUGAUCAGUCGCGACGUAAACGGAAGAAGAAACCUCCGUCUCAAUCGUCGGUGCAGAAAUGGAGAUGCGAGAAGCAACAACAAAUCUACUCGACCAACAUCAUUCAGUCUCUGAGGGAACUCCGUAUUAGCGCCGCCGCGAAUCCAUCUCCUCGCGGAGGAGGUAGAGCCAUACGCGACGCUGCUUAUAGGUCUCUGGCCGUUACGGCGAGAGGGAAAACGUUGUGGAGCCGAGCUAUAUUAUCUAAAGCUGUGAAAGUGAAACUCAACAAGUUCAGGAAACAGAAUUGGGUAAGAAAUCCAAAUCCGAGAACCGGGAAUAACCGGUUAAUGAAGAAAAGAGCAACGGUUUUGAGGUUGAAGGCGAAGGGUUUUACAGCUGUGCAGAGGAAAGUGAAAUUGCUUAGCCGGUUGAUCCCUGGUUGCCGGAAACAACCGUUACCUGUGGUUUUAGAAGAAACUACAGAUUAUAUCGUUGCGAUGGAGAUGCAGAUUCGUGCUUUGAAUGCCAUUAUUUCAGCCGUUGGCUCCGGCUCCAGCUCGGCUGUGCCGGGAUUGCUGUCGGAGACAGGUCAUGAUGGCGAAGAGACACACAUGCUCCAUUAG
Messenger RNA from Eruca vesicaria subsp. sativa (arugula), 999 nucleotides. NCBI's taxonomy places the organism in Eukaryota, Viridiplantae, Streptophyta, Magnoliopsida, Brassicales, Brassicaceae. The record is from the annotation of a GenBank genome assembly.